AUGACGCUUCUACAGUCCCUACUCCACCUAACCAACUUCAAGAGCCCCUUGCUACGGACUCUUGUUCCCGCCGUCUCUGCGGCUUAUGUCAUUCAGGCAGCAUUUGCUGUGCCGUCAAUACUCGCCCAGAAUGAACGCUUCUACGACUUCUCCGGCUCGCUUACUUACCUUUCCGUUACCGCUCUAAGCCUGUACCUGCCCGCCCUGCGUGCAAAGUACACGCCGACCCUUGCCAAUGCUUCGACAAUGCUGCCCGAUUUUCUUGCGCGUUUCACUAGCCCUGGAGCCACGGGAGCUCUGAACUGGAGACAGGUUGCCCUCAGUGGUGCCGUCAUCUUCUGGGCCAUCAGACUGGGGUCGUAUCUGUUCCAGCGCAUCUUGGAAGAAGGCAAAGACUCCCGCUUCGAUGAGAUAAAAAAGUCUCCGACCAGGUUUGCAGGUGCCUUCUUCGCCCAGGCCACAUGGGUCUCGCUCUGUCUCAUGCCCGUCAUUACUCUGAACGCCGUUCCCGCCUCCGCAUUCGCCGCUUUGCCGGCCGUCAAGGCCUCUGAUAUUCUUGGCUUACUCAUCUACGUAGCUGGUUUUGCGUUCGAGAUUACGGCGGACAGGCAGAAAAGUAGAUGGCUUCGGGAGAGACGUGAGAAGAUCCAUGAUGAGCAGUUCAUGACCGGAGGUCUAUGGAGCGUUAGCCAAUAUCCCAACUACUUCGGCGAGAUCUCUCUCUGGACCGGCAUCGCCACCGCGGCGGCCGGUAGCCUUCUUCUUAAGCCAAUUCAGGUGGCUCUUGGUCUAUCGGGCGGCGUUGUUGGACGGCUUACCGCAGUGUGCCUGUCUUAUGUGAGCCCGGCCUUCGUCAGUUUCCUGCUACUCAAGGUUUCCGGAGUGCCUCUUAGCGAGAAGAAGUACGAUAAGCGCUACGGCGACCGCAAGGACUACCAGGAGUGGAAGAAGAAUACUCCGAAGCUCUUCCCCAAGGUCUUUUGA
Messenger RNA from Colletotrichum graminicola M1.001, 984 nucleotides. RefSeq lists its product as uncharacterized. Gene Ontology annotation, biological process: lipid metabolic process. Gene Ontology annotation, cellular component: membrane. Gene Ontology annotation, molecular function: oxidoreductase activity, acting on the CH-CH group of donors. Lineage: Eukaryota; Fungi; Ascomycota; Sordariomycetes; Glomerellales; Glomerellaceae. The coding region runs from base 1 to 984 and encodes 327 amino acids. The record is from RefSeq and is a predicted model, not a curated record. The transcript has 3 exons.